Messenger RNA from Exserohilum turcica Et28A, 863 nucleotides. RefSeq lists its product as uncharacterized. Bases 106 to 720 code for a protein of 204 amino acids. The transcript has a single exon. NCBI's taxonomy places the organism in Eukaryota, Fungi, Ascomycota, Dothideomycetes, Pleosporales, Pleosporaceae. The record is from RefSeq and is a predicted model, not a curated record.
AUAAGGUGAACUAAUCCAACAACGCAACCCGAUAAAUCUGACCAACCUUUUCCUAUCUACACGAGGUACAAGUCACCAAGUUCAAGAGCAAUCAACCAAGCAACCAUGGCAGAACAAGACAGCCUUUUCGUCGUCAAACGCACCAUCCUCGAUCCCAAGGCUCCCACCGGACUGAGCUUCCAGAUAGCACUCCCGGCAACAUUCACCGAUCUCCGCGCCGCAAAGGAAGAAGCCAAGGCGCUGCUGUCCAAAGAAGGCUACGACACGGAAUUCCUCACACCCUACGAAACAAAGAGCGAUCCCUCAGCCUGGAAGCACGGCGACGGCGUCAUUGUAUUUGCGCAAGCGCCGUCAGGCCAGGAAUUCAAAGUCGAAAUCGACACGGUCGCCAACGCCGCGGGAUUACAGGCAGAUGCCUCGGGCAGGAUCCAGCAGCCGCUGUAUCACGUUGUUCAGACUCUGAUCGAAUAUGACGAUGAUAGAUCGGGGUCGGAGCGCCGCACUGUGGUCGAAGGCACGUUUGCGGAUCGUGAGCGUGCGCGCGACCACGCGUUGCGCGUCCUGCUGGAUGCCAACUUGAAGAGAGAGGACUUUGUCGAGUAUGACGAGUAUACGGAUGGUACGGAGGGGCCGUUUGGCCCGGAUGUUAUUGUGCACGCGGUGAAAGAAGGUGGUGAGAAUGUGCUGGUGUCGGUGAUUGCGGAUCAGCAGAUCGUUUGAAUGGGUAGGUGGGUGUCAGAUUGUAACACAGUUGGCUUUUUUGGGUUCGGAAUUCUUUUUACUAUGUGUAUACUCGAUAUUUCUAGCAAUAAAUUCAUUGGGUUAUGAUAAUGUCUCGUAUUGAAAUAUCACUCUGAUGUUGC